UCUCUCUAAACAAACAAGUUUCUCUCUCUCUCACUCAUAUAUUUCUGGGAAUUUGCCACAAAAAACACACAGUGCCACAUGGCAGGGAUAACAAAGUAUGCACCCAUUAAUGGCGGCACUUUGAUCUCAGACUUCAACACCCACUUCUCCAUCUUCAGACCAAGAAGAACCAUUGCUUUUGCUUACGCCUUCAUCUUUUUCUUCAUUGCCUUCUCCGUUUUUCUCGCCUUCAGCCCUUCUUCAAACCCUUCUUCCCCAUGGUUUACAAACAUUAAUUCCUCAUCUGAUUAUUCUUACAGAUCCCAUUUCUCCUCAAUAUAUUACUACUUCUUCCCAGAUGACUCAUCUGCUUCAUCUCCUCAAUCCCACAAUCCUGGAUCUCUGAACAAUUCCUUUGUCGGAAACCAGACAAAUAAAAAUCAAGUCUUGAAACCACCCAAUUCCACUGUUUUACCUUCUGUAAAUAAUAUUACUGCUGCUCCACCAAAACCCUCUUCUGAGUUGAGCAAAGGGUCUCCAGAUUCCAAGAACCAGACUCAAAAUCAGCAGUUGAGUGAUAAAAAUGGAGUCUUUAAGAAGCAAAACAACACCCACAGUGAAGGUUUAAUGAAGGGAAACCAGAGUACUACACCAACUGCAGAGAAGAAUACAACUGCUGGAAUUGGAGGGAAGGGAAUUGGAGAGAAGGGUAUUACUGUGAAGAAUUUAACUUCCUCACUGAUGAAGAAACAGAGUAAUGCUACUGCGAAACAAGGAAUUGAUGAACUGGUGAAAUCACUUUUGAAUUGUGAUUUGUUUGAUGGGAAUUGGGUGAAGGAUGAAUCUUAUCCACUGUACAAGCCAGGUUCUUGUUCUUUAAUUGAUGAUCAAUUCAACUGCUUUGCCAAUGGCCGCCUUGAUAAUGGCUACCACAAACUCAAAUGGAAGCCAAAGGCCUGCACUCUCCCAAGGUUGGAUGGAGGUCAUAUGUUGGAAUUGUUGAGAGAGAAACGACUCGUUUUCGUCGGGGAUUCUCUCAACAGAAAUAUGUGGGAAUCUCUUAUUUGCAUACUGAGGAACUCUGUUAAAGAUAAGAAGAAAGUCUACGAGGAAUUUGGGAGGCACCAUUUUCGAGCGGAGGCUUCUUAUUCCUUCGUCUUUGAAGAGUAUAAAUGCAGGGUGGAGUUCUUUGUAUCUCCCUUCCUAGUCGAAGAAUGGGAAUCAAAGGGAAAAAACGGAACGAAAAAGGAAACACUUCGGCUCGAUUUAGUCAACGGAUUUGCCGAUAAAUAUAAGAAUGCUGAUGUCAUCGUUUUCAAUACUGGACAUUGGUGGACUCACGAGAAGACCUCCACGGGGAAGGACUAUUAUCAAGAAGGCAGCCAUGUGUAUAGUGAUUUGAACGUUCUAGAAGCUUUUCGUAAAGCUUUAACAACAUGGGGAAGAUGGAUCGAUGCAAACGUCAAUCCGAUGAAAUCCCAUGUUUUCUUCAGAGGCUAUUCAGCCUCUCAUUUUAGUGGCGGGCAGUGGAAUUCCGGUGGGCAAUGUGACCACGAAACGGAGCCAAUAAAAAACGACACAUAUCUCUCACACUACCCUUCAAAAAUGCAAAUUUUGGAGAAAGUUUUGAAAGGAAUGAAAACCAAGGUGACUUAUUUAAACGUGACAAGAAUGACGGAUUAUCGAAAAGACGGGCAUCCGUCAAUCUUCCGAAAGCAACAUUCUGCUGAUUUGAGUUUCCAAGAUUGUAGCCAUUGGUGCUUACCUGGCGUGCCCGAUACGUGGAACGAGAUUCUCUACGCAGAACUUUUGGUGAAACUGCAUCAUCAAAAGCAGCAAAAUCGGAGGUAAAUUAAACGAACAUUGUUUACAGCCGUUGGAUCAUCACACACAUUCUCACCGUGAGUGUGUGUGGUCGUGAUUGAACGCUCCCGAGUAAAUAAAUACUCACACAAGAGAAGGCUAUAUGGUAAUUAAACAGUCAAAUGAGCCUAAAGAAAUGUGCAUUACACUUUUUUUUUUAAAUUACCUCACUUUGAUGAGAAUAUAGACACAUAUAGAACAACCUUGGAGAAGAUCCAAGAAAUAGUGUUUUUUAUUUAUAUAAAGGUAUAUAUUAUUAUUAUAUAUAUAUAAUUAUGAGAGAGAGAGAGAGAGAGAUUAGUGAUGAUGAGGAGAGAGAGAGGGGGACACAGUUAUUCUGUCUCUUUCUUGGUACAAGAAUGUUUAUUUAGAAAUAUAUAUGUAAAAUGUUUAAAUUAUUUUUUUUCGGUUUUCGAGAAUAAUAAAUUAAAUUAAUGUAUGGUAAAUAUUCUUUCUCUUAUUUUAAUUACAUCUUUGUCGGAUUUUGAUUAAAGAAUUUGAUAAGAGUAGGAUGGUUCUAUCAUUCUAUCACAUUAUCUAUGAUUGAUGUUCCUUAGAA
Molecule: messenger RNA, 2401 nt
Organism: Erythranthe guttata (spotted monkey flower)
Lineage: Eukaryota; Viridiplantae; Streptophyta; Magnoliopsida; Lamiales; Phrymaceae
Gene: TBL1
Product: trichome birefringence-like protein (DUF828)
Cellular component (GO): Golgi apparatus
Molecular function (GO): O-acetyltransferase activity
Source: RefSeq, a predicted model, not a curated record